Molecule: messenger RNA, 4196 nt
Organism: Pogona vitticeps (central bearded dragon)
Lineage: Eukaryota; Metazoa; Chordata; Lepidosauria; Squamata; Agamidae
Source: RefSeq, a predicted model, not a curated record
UUAGUAGGCUUGGCAGGGGCUCCUCCUCACCACCAUCGCCGCCAUCGCCACGGUCAGCGUCACCGCUCCCUUCAGAGCAUGACAGGCUUCGCUGGGCAUCCUCAUUCCAUGGUUCCCUCGCACACCGGGGAGUACGCUGCAGAAUCCCGCCUUGGGCUGAGUCCAUUCCGGUCAGAACACAUGGGACACCAUCUCCAUCACCACCACCACCAUCACCACCAUCGCCAGCACGCUCCUCCUCCUUCUCACCACCACCACCACCAUCAUCAUCACUCAGCGGCCCUUAAGCUCAGCCCUGCCCCUCAGUCUCGUCCCCACCAAGCUGUGACAGGCCAAGCUGAGGUGGCCCCCAGUCCAGCGGGAGUCGUUGGCCCGGCGCAGGCAACCAUCGCCCCUUAUGCACUCCCUCACCCAAGGCAAGCUCUUUCUGCGGCAGGUAGGGAUUUGCUCCUGCGCCGAGACCUGACAGCCCCAGUCAUGCCAGGGCUUCCUUAUCACCACUCUGCUGCUCCAAGUUCUCAUCAUGGAAUGUUUGUCUCAACAACAGGUAGCUACCCCGGACACCAUGCUCACCACCACCAUCUCCACCACCACCACUCAGAAGCCGGGACUCACUCUCUUUUUACUGGACUCCACCAUGAGCAACCUCCCCAUGAAGCUCCAGGUGGCCGUCUAAACGGACAAAUAAGACUGGGGCUACCUGGAGAAAUGUAUGCCAGGUCUGAGCCUUUUACUCCAGUGCCCGUCUCCAGGACAGAUCCUUUCGCUGCUUCCUCCUUCCACGGCUAUAGUGGUAUGAACCUGAACUUAGCACCACAUCACGGCCCUGGGGCUUUCUUCCGCUACAUGAGGCAGCCCAUCAAGCAGGAGCUCAUCUGCAAGUGGAUCGAAUUGGACCAGACUCCCAAAAAAUUAUGCUCUAAAACUUUCAGCACCAUGCACGAGCUGGUGACUCACGUCACGGUGGAGCACGUCGGCGGGCCCGAGCAGUCCAACCACAUCUGCUUCUGGGAAGAGUGUCCCCGGGAAGGGAAGCCGUUCAAGGCCAAAUAUAAACUGGUCAACCACAUCCGCGUCCACACGGGCGAGAAGCCUUUCCCUUGCCCUUUCCCGGGAUGCGGGAAAGUCUUCGCUCGCUCGGAAAAUCUCAAAAUCCACAAAAGGACGCACACAGGGGAGAAGCCCUUCAAGUGCGAAUUCGAAGGCUGCGAGAGACGCUUCGCCAACAGCAGCGACCGAAAGAAGCAUUCCCACGUGCACACGAGCGACAAGCCGUACAACUGCAAAGUGAGAGGCUGCGACAAGUCGUACACGCACCCCAGCUCCUUGCGGAAACACAUGAAAGUCCACUGCAAGUCCCCUCCUCCCAGCUCCGGCUACGAGUCGUCCACCCCGUCGCUGGUGUCCCCGUCGUCGGACUGCGGCCGGGAGCCUCCUCAGCCGCCGCCGCUGCCGCCGCCGCCACCACCUCCAGCUGCAGCGGCCUCCUCCACCCAGGCGGCAGCUAACCUGAGCGAAUGAUGUCUGUCCCGUUGCUCUCAAGGUAAUCUAGACAGAGGCAGCUGAAAAGCCCCGCAUCUUAUGCCUUAGACAUCAAAGCAGGCUCCCACAAUGAAAGUAUUUCUUCGCAACGGUGAAUCUUCAUGCAGAUUUUUUGAAAAUCACGUGCCCACUGUGGUUUCAUCGAUACAUUGAAAAGGAUAAAUGAUGAUCUUCAAGGCUAAGAAAGCAUUUUUUUGCUAGGGAAAUAAUCACCACUUUCCACCCAAGUAUUUUAUUUUUACAAAUAUUUUCCAGAAUUGUGACUUUUAAAAAAUAACGCUGAAAUUAAUUCACCGGCUAAAGUAACCUACUUUUCAUAAGAACAAUUUAUUAGUCCCACUACAUCCCCCCCCUCCCCCCAUCUUGGAACACUCCUGGCUGUGUUAUAUCUUCUGCGUUUCAAUGCACAUGCGCAUUGACUGAAGAGAAUAACUUCAAAGCCUGCGCCUUACACGGAGGCAGCACUUGGCUUUCUCUGGCUGAGAAAUAUGACCCGUGUGUGGCCGGAGCGGAGAGCUCGUGUCCCACUAAAAUAAUUUGGAGUUGCUUCUCCAGCAGAUCUACGUGGGGUCCCGCUGCUUUCUUCCAAUCCUAAUCAGGCACCCUCACUAAAACCCAAAGAGAUCCAUUUUCAAGUACAUGACUAUGUGAAACAUCUGGAGGAAUGGGGUGGGAAGCCCUUUUUCGAUAUACGUAUGGUGUUUACUUCCGAGAAAACAUAGCUAAAGUAUGUGGUUUAGCUUUGUUAAUCCCGCAGCUUGCUGGGCUGUCUUUUUGACCUCUGGCUCAUACAUCUGCGGCGACAGAGAAACGAAUCUGGAGGUAGUAGGAAGGGUCAAAAGAGAGUUAAGAUACUGUGCUGGGGAUUUGGGAAGGGCCAGCAAGGAAGUGUGGAAGUGUGAAGGCAGGAUGCACAGAAACCUUUCUUUGGUCUCUAAUGAGAAAGAGACGCUCCGAAGUAUAAACCUUCAUUACAUCCGGCUGUAGCCGGCAAGCAAGAGAAGGUCCCCUCUGACCAGGUGGGGAGAGCCGUGCGGGCAUUCUGUCCUGGUCCAUCUUGCGGCUGCCUUUUCCUUCCUUCAGUGCCUCGCUCUCCCGCCGACCCCCUGCGCCCAUUUUGGAGGCUCGCCUCCCCCUGUUGCUCCCUAGCACCGAUCCCCAAGCAAGCCUUGGCAUUGUGCGAGCGCAUUAAUUAGAGACCAUUCAUUUCACAAAAGGCCAUUUGUAUCUUUAGGAAAUGAAGAUUAGAAAUAUGAAUCGGGGGAGCUGCUCCCCGUUUCCGCCUAAGUGUACCAGAGCGGAGUCUGGGCGGGGUGGUGGAAAGGAGAGGAGGAGCAGGAGAUGGAGGAGGAGAACGAAGCUUCGGUGUCUUUGCACCUCCUUAAUUGAAUGCCCAUCAAAAGGAAUCGGUUGCGUUUCCCAUUAGAAGUGCAGGGUCCCGGUGGUCGUAGUGAUGGUGGAUCGCCCCCCUCCUUCCCCACUUCUUUGUGCUAUAGAGAAAGUUAGAGACAAGAGCAGCGCCAUGGGAAGUGAGUGCUAACGUCGCCCUGGACUCCCACACCGGUGCCUGCCAAUACAUGUCCGCUCUUUGCCUACAGGGCUACCAAUUUCUCGAGAACGGAAGUUGGCCACCCCACAUGGCAUGCACAGGCCGCCACUCUCCCCAGUAACUGAUGUGAAAUGGUUGCUGCCGUCCAGAGGGUGGAGCGGAGACGAGGAACGGAACGGCGUGAAGUCGAGUAACGCACUGCUUUAAGGGGGAAAGUUCCUGCAAUAAUCCUUCCCAAUACUCCGAAAUCUGUUUCGGAGGAAGUGGUUUAUAGUUCGCAGCCUAUAGGAAAAAUGAAGGUUUUUCCCCUAUAUUUUUCCUAUAUUUUUUCCUAUACUUUUCCUAAUAUUUCUUCUCAUUUUCUUGGCUCCUUCCCAUUGUGUUCCGUCAAGGUUAACUAAGGCACCUUUGAUGUAUUGGGAUGUCCACGUGUCUUUUGCAUUUUCACACCGAUUAGAAAUAGGCGGCAAAGUGGCCCAAGUACACAGAGGCUUCGGUUGUACAAUCGGCCAAAACAUGCAGGUUGCCAGUCGCUUCAUGAUGAUUAUAUUCGUGUACGGGGAUGAAGAUUCAUGAGAAUUUGGGCCCCGAUCCUAAACGCUAGCUGGGGAGCAAACUUCAUUGAACGCGGUGAAACUUGCCCAGGAUUGAGCAAGAUUACUCUCUACCACCAUAUACAACCAAUAAGUCAAAGUCUGUGAAACAGGACAGGAGCAAAACCUGGAUUUCAGUGUGCAGAAACAGGGUGAAUUUGACGAAAUCACACUGUGUUGGAGAUGUUUCUGCACAUAAUGAUGUGGAUAGCCUACGUUAACAUCUUGAUGUAUCAGUAUCGUUGUUGUGAUAUUCUUGUCGCUCUUGUUGAUAUACGCAUCAUUAGGAACUUUACCUUGUAUUCACAUUGAAUCAUAUUUUGACCACAUGCUUUGAAAUAAUGAAAUCUACUCUUGAGUAUGACUAUGACUGGCCUGGAUGCAACUUUCUUGACAACGGAAGGAAGCACUGACAGAACCCAAUCAGAGUCAAGCUUACAGAAUCAAAAGGGGUUUUAAAAUAUUAUAGCCUAUAGUUUCUGUUACCUCCCCCCCCACACACACACGCACGU